AGAACGGCGAGAAGUUUUGCAGCGGCGGCGGCGGCGGCGGAGGCGGAAGAACGGAAGUCUCGCCGGCGCGCGAGCAGACCGUUUUGUGCCCUUAAGAUUUUAGGGUUUUGGUUCCUUUUGAGCCGGUUCGAAAUCUCUGUAGUCGCUCCGCCAGUUCUCCCAAAACCUAGUUUAAUGGCUCACAUCCCGAUAUCGGCGAUGACUCGUGGAAAGAUCUAGGAAGAAAGGGUCGUGCGUUGCUUUUCAAUCUCGAGCAUCGAAAAUGCCUUGUUUACAUAGCAUAGCCGCAGGACUUCGAACCGGCAGGAUUUCUGAGGUACAUUGAGUUGAGUUAGUUAGUUGCUUGAAUGUUGGGAAUCUUAGAGAAUUCUUUGAAAUAUCUUGAGAAAUGCACAACAUUGAGAUCAUUUCUGCAAGUUCAUGCUCAAAUAGUCAUCAACGGCUUCGACCGUGAUAAUUAUGCGGCCGUCAAGCUCAUAAGCUUUUGCAGUAAAAAGUUGGGCGAUCGAGAUUAUGCUCGCAUGGUAUUUGAUAACCUCAUUGAUUCAGCGAAUGUUUUUCUUUGGACCGCGGUCAUCACGUCUUACUCGAACUAUCGAUCUGAGGUGACCAGGGAGGCAAUUCUGAUCUACAGAAUGAUGCAUCAAAGAGGAGCUCAUCCGAACCCUUUUACGAUAUCUUCCGUGCUCAAAGCAUGCUCAUUUUUGAAGGCCGUACCAGAGGGCAAUCAAGUUCAUGCUCAUUCCACUAAAUUGGGACACAAUUCCUCCAUGUAUGUGCAAGCAACAUUAGCAGACAUGUACACGAGAGUCGGUCGUAUCCAAGAAGCUUCACGACUGUUAUGGACUUCCUCGGAGGACAAUGUCGUGUUAUGUAACACGAUGGUCUCACACUAUUGCAAGGAAGGUGACAUGGAAGCUGCUCGUGAACUUUUCGAUAAAAUGUCUCACAAGGAUUCAGUCUCAUGGAAUGUUAUGAUAUCCGGAUACGCAGGUAUUGGAGACACUUCCACUGCUAGAAAACUGUUCGAUCAGAUGACUGAAAGAGAGAUCAGUUCUUGGAAUGCACUGAUGGCUGGAUAUUGUCGAGAUGGAGGAUGGUAUGAAGUUAUGAGCCUCUUCAAGGAAAUGAACUUGAGAAAUAUAAAACCCAACCAUGUGAGCAUGGCAAUGUUGAUGUCGGCUUGCGGGCAUUUGGGAGCUUUAGACAUCGCGACACAACUUCAUGGGUUCUUAGCGAAAAGUUGCAUCCGGAUGAAUUGUUACGUAUUCAAUUCAUUGCUCGAUAUGUAUGCUAAAUCCGGCGAUGUUCGUGAGGCUUACAGGGUGUUCUCUGAAAUUCCCGACAAGGAUGUGGUGUCGUACAACAUAAUUAUCUUAGGUUUUAUCAGUCAUGGGCAUGAAAAAGAUGCUAUGAAAUUUUUCACUGAGAUGAUAGAAUCAGGCAUCCAACCCGAUACCAUCACUUUUCUAGGCAUCUUAACCGCGUGCAGUCAUGCUGGGUUCAUCGAUACCGGACGCGAGUAUUUUGAAUGCAUGAGCAGAGAUUACUUGAUCGAACCAUCAGCUGAUCAUUAUGCUUGCAUAGUCGAUUUAUACGGUCGGGCAGGACUUGUUAAAGAGGCAUAUGACUUUGUAAAGGCCAUGCCUAUUAAACCACAUGCUGGUGUUUGGGGAGCCUUGCUCAACGCGUGCAGGAUACACUGUGAAAUCGAUAUCGGAAUGGUUGCUGCUAGGGAACUGUUUUCCAUUGAGCCUCUAAAUCCCGGUAACUAUGUCCUCCUAUCGAACCUCUUUGCUAGAGCUAAUUUGUGGGGCAAUGUAGCCGAGAUUAGGCAUGCGAUGAGGCGGAAAGUGCCCAAAACAGCAGGAUGCAGUUGGAUUGAGGUUAAGGGCGAGGUCAAUGAAUUCUUAAUAGGGGAUGAAAAACAUCCUCACAGCAAGAGCAUCAAGGAAGUAUUGAGGCAUCUGCUUAUGCAGAUUGAAUAGGUAAUAGUACUAUCGAUCCGACUCCCCCCAUUCUGAGUGAGUCUCACUUGUUUUUUAUGACAAAUUAUGAACAGAAGUAAGGGAAAAGCAAAAUUGAUUUUGGUUCAGUUUGUUCCUGAGAUCUCUGUGCUGAUUGAAUUUCAGUGACAAUUCAGAUCGGGUUAUAUGCUUGUAUCUUUGUAUUGAGUUCGUAGAAGAACAGCAAACCCUGUAUCCCAACUUUUUCGGAGAUACAAAAAUCUUCUCUGCUGUUUAGUUUUAUGCAAACAUAUACAAAUCCCAACCUAGGAGGGAGGAGAAGAGAUAUCCCAUUCGUGUUACUCAGUGCUCACAAAACGCUGUCAGCUGGCCAUGUUAUCGACCACAAGUACUAGAGAGAAGCUACUUGUUGCAAGGUCGGCGAUACAAAGUGGCACAGAGAGUGAUGGAAAACCAAGCAACUGUGGGUUAUUCAGAGUUUCUUUAUUUGUUUCUGGCUUGACUAUGAUAGAAUUUCAAGAGGUGUUUCUCAUAAA
Molecule: messenger RNA, 2503 nt
Organism: Zingiber officinale
Lineage: Eukaryota; Viridiplantae; Streptophyta; Magnoliopsida; Zingiberales; Zingiberaceae
Product: pentatricopeptide repeat-containing protein At5g66520-like
Exons: 2
Coding region: 348-1988 (546 amino acids)
Biological process (GO): RNA modification
Molecular function (GO): RNA binding; protein binding
Source: RefSeq, a predicted model, not a curated record